UUUCAGAUAAAGCAAGAUGAAUCAAGAAAAACUGGCUAAACUUCAGGCUCAAGUCCGAAUAGGUGGAAAGGGUACAGCUCGUAGAAAGAAGAAGGUAGUCCACAGAACAGCAACAGCUGAUGAUAAAAAACUUCAGAGUUCACUUAAAAAAUUGGCAGUAAACAAUAUUGCUGGCAUUGAAGAGGUGAAUAUGAUAAAAGAUGAUGGAACAGUUAUUCAUUUCAACAAUCCAAAAGUCCAGGCUUCACUCUCUGCAAAUACUUUUGCAAUUACUGGUCAUGCUGAGGCCAAACCAAUCACGGAAAUGUUACCUGGCAUUUUAAGCCAACUGGGUGCCGAUAGUUUAACAAGUCUUCGAAAGUUAGCGGAGCAGUUCCCAAGACAAGUGUUGGACAGCAAAGUACCAAAAUCAGAAGAUAUUGAUGAGGAAGAUGACGAUGUUCCUGAUCUUGUAGAAAACUUUGAUGAAGCAUCAAAAAAUGAAGCUAAUUAAUUCAUUAAUAGUUCUGGAAGUUGACAUGGACUAGAUUUAAGAAAUCAGCUGUGUGGUCCCAAAGUUUUACAAAAACAGCGAACAUUACCCGUUUAAUAGUUCAAUAAUAUAAAAUAUUUUGUAUUUUAAUUAUGCUGUUUGUUCAGCAUUUCCUGUCAGUUGAUUUUUGCAUUUUGCACUUACUCCAGGAUCUAUCUUUUCAGUUAAAAAGAAAAGACAUUUUCAGUGCAGAUUAAGGUGUGUGCGUGUAUGUGUGUGAAUGUAUGUAUGUCGCUUAACGUACAGUUGAGGAAAUUGGAGAGCAGAUCUACUUGAUUUUCCCUUCACCCUUUAAAAUAGAAAUAAAAGAAAACUAAUUUGGCUAAAGUAAACUUCUUUAUUACAAUCAGAUAUUUCUCGUAAAAUAAUGAGAAAAGUAAUAAAUUGGGGAUGCCACUUAUUAAUUACCAUUUGGUUUUAAUUUCUGUAUUAAUUACUAUAUAUACAUAUGUACUUGACCAUACUGAUGGUGUAUUUGUGUAGUUUCUCAUCAGCCUCCUUUUGGUUUUAAUUUCUACCAAAGAUAGGCUAUCGGUAUGCAUGUUUAUUGCAACUUUUAAAAAUAUUACACAUAAGAGCUUCUCUUUUACUGUUAAAGCUCUUCUCAUGUUCAUCUUAAUAAUAAACUUGGGUUGCAUUUACAUGCUAUCAGAUACUAUACUCCGUCUUCAGUGAGGCACCCUGGUUCUAGGUUGAGCCAAAUAUCAAUGCUGCAUCUCUGAUACAAUUUUCUUGUCCUCUAUAAGAAACUUGGUGAUAUACAUAUUUACAUUUACUGAGAUAAAGAUUGGAGGAUACAUUCUACAGCAUCCAUUGCCUUUGUGUUUUUUCUUGGUACACUUUCAGCUAGCCCUUCUUCAAGAUGCUGUGUGUGAUUUGAUCUCUAUCUCAGCUAGGCAAUACAUUUCAUAGCCUGGAUGUCUUUUCCAGUAGUAUUAUUUUGCUUUGAUAAGGGGUUAUCACUUCUGUUCAUAUUUUCAAUUAGAAAAUAGUACAUUGUCAUGUACAGGUAGGUUAUUUUGUUAAGAAACAUAAUAGUGUAUUAUCAUAAUUAUGCUCCUAAGAGCUGGUAAACUUUUACUUUUGGACACUAAAAUCAGGAAAUGUAACUUGGAAUACAUAUAUAUAUAUAUUUUAUUUGCAUUUAUAUCCCGCCCUUCUCCAAAGACUCAGGGCGGCUUACACUAUGUCAGGCAAUAGUCUUCAUCCAUUUUGUAUACUAUAUACAAAGUCAACUUAUUGCCCCCCAACAAUCUGGGUCCUCAUUUUACCUACCUUAUAAAGGAUGGAAGGCUAGGAAAGAGCUAAAUGUACUGGCAUUAGCAUUUCACAAAAGUAUAAUCCAUCAGUUUUGAAGGUAAACUUCCUUACAUUUCUCCCGCAUUCUAUUGUGGGUUUAUGUUGUAUUGCACUCACUUCUGUAAACAUGAUCCCUUAUUGUUAAAUAGUGGCAGUAAAUGCUCUGUGAAACUCUUCAAACAAAGGUGCUUGAUACAAUCUUUGCACUUGAAGCUCUUGGGUUCUUCAAAGAAACUUGAUGUAUUUGCAAUGAAACAUCAUUGUAAAUCUUGCUGAGGCCAAUCAGGGCUUAAUAAAGCCUUUUUUCACAGCUUAUUUUGGUAUACUUCUUAGAUAUAUCUGCUUUUUCUGCUGAUAUAUGCACCCAGCAACUAUAUUUUGAGGCAAUACAGCAUUCUAAUAAUAUCAGGCUGAUUUCCCAAAACAGAUUUUGUAAUGUCAUCUGAACUACUCACUUGAUUUUAUAGAUUUUCUUGUUCUAUUUUAUAUAAUACAUGGAUCUUAAUAAAAUAAUUCGAAGGAGGUAAUGUUCCCUCAUGUGUGUUAACUUCAAACAGCAGAGCAAAAUAUGGAUGUGCAACCUAUUCAAUUAGUAAUAAGUUUACUGUGCCUCAUUUUUGAAAAUGUAUUCUCUUACUGCAGAAUGUACAUAUGCAGUUGAUACACUUUUUACAUUGCUUUUGCCCUAGGACAGGGGUCUGCAAACUUGGCUUGCCAUAAAUCUUAAAAGAGCCAAGUUUGCAGACCUCUGCCGUAGGAGAACAUCUAGAAAUCUCUUCGCAGGGAACUUUUACUAAUUAAUGCAACGGUCAUUUAAAAGUUAAUAACAAUGCAAUUAUCAUGUUUGGAAAAGAAUUUAAUGUAAACUAUUGUAAAUUGAAAAAACUGUUGAUUACUUAAUGCUUUCUUUUCCUGAGGUAUAAAAUAUAAAAACAUAAUUAAACUGAUAAUAAGUGAA
Messenger RNA from Ahaetulla prasina, 2789 nucleotides. It is a transcript of the gene BTF3L4, whose product is annotated as basic transcription factor 3 like 4. The record is from RefSeq and is a predicted model, not a curated record. The coding region runs from base 17 to 493 and encodes 158 amino acids. NCBI's taxonomy places the organism in Eukaryota, Metazoa, Chordata, Lepidosauria, Squamata, Colubridae. The transcript has 5 exons.